UGUGCUCUUCUCUCUCUAUCUCUCCUCCUUUCUCUCUCUAAGCGAAUUUUCAGUCCUGUGCUCUGCAUUUUCCUACUUUAUCAUCAUCAUCACCAUUACACUACUAAGAAUUUUCUUAGUUUGGCGCUCAUUGAAGGAAAAACAGGUCUAGAAGCAUAUAUUUGUUGUGAAACAUCCGUCUCAGUUUUGGUUCAUUUAUUGUGACCAAUCCAAGCCCGUGACCCAGUGAUUGGAUUCCCCUCCUCUGGCUCUUUGCAUCAACACUUCCCUGUAAAAAAUCGUGUCAGACCUCAAUUCCCAUUUAUGAAAACCAGGCUACCUGUGGAGGAGGUCUAGUUCCAAAUCCACUACCCAAAAAAGAAAAAAAUAGAAAAGUGAAGACCCUAUUGAAUUUGGGCAAAUGGGUAUUGGAUAAGAAAGUUCAAUUGUGUAUUUCAAAGUGGGCUUUGAUAGAAUUAUUGGAAUUUGGGGUGAUUUUGAAUUUUUACCCAAAAAAAAAGGAAAAAAAGAAAAAAAAAAUGUUGGAGAGUGAGCUAUGUUCUUCAAGAGUAGUAUCGCCGUUGAGAGAGGAAAGUGGGGAUGAAGAGCUUUCUGUUCUUCCGAGGCAUACCAAAGUGAUUGUGACUGGAAACAAUAGGACCAAGUCCGUUUUGGUGGGUCUCCAAGGUGUAGUCAAGAAGGCUGUUGGUUUAGGAGGCUGGCAUUGGCUGGUCCUGAAAAACGGGGUUGAAGUUAAGCUUCAACGGAAUGCCUUGAGUGUCCUGGAGCAUCCAACGGGGAACGAAGAAGACGAUUUUGAUUAUGACAACUCCAGUACUAGCUCCGAGAUUGGUGACAAAGAUAAUGAUUUCUGUAGCAGUACUGAGUUCCACAAGCAUAGUAGGCCAAGAGUUAGGCAUGUUAAGUCCUCAAUUCUGUCAACAUCGGCGAAGUCAAUAAACCGCGGAGGUGGUUACAAAGAAGUCCAGUCCAUCCACACAUCUCGAUCGAAUGUAAACUUUGCGAGGCUAGGGACCGACUCAUUGCGGAGAUAUUGCAGAUAUUUCAAUCUUGCAAGCAGCCAUUCAAAUCCAUCCAGGGAACAUAUGAUUAACAUGGUUCAACGGCAUUUUUAUUCACAUCAGAAGCCAUUAGAUGACAUGCCGGUGAUCACUGAAUUCGUCCGAGCAGCGGCCAAGAGACGGAAAACGGGAGAUUUCCCUGAGAAACACAGAGAGCGAGAGCUUUAAGAGUCUAGAAGCUGUGUAAUAUAAUUCUACAUAUACUACUCUCUCUAACCUUUAGAUAAAACUAACUGUAGAAUGAAAGUGGAAGAGUUUGAUUGUCUGAUCAUAUUUAACUCUCCCUUGGAUUCUAACCUUGUAGUAAUAUUGGCUGAUGCCUUGAUAGUAUUAAUAGCGUAGAUUUGAUAUCUCAUUACUUAUC
Morus notabilis is the source of this 1425-nucleotide messenger RNA. RefSeq lists its product as uncharacterized. Lineage: Eukaryota; Viridiplantae; Streptophyta; Magnoliopsida; Rosales; Moraceae. The coding region runs from base 519 to 1229 and encodes 236 amino acids. Gene Ontology annotation, molecular function: protein binding; transcription coregulator activity. The transcript has 8 exons. Gene Ontology annotation, biological process: regulation of DNA-templated transcription. The record is from RefSeq and is a predicted model, not a curated record. Gene Ontology annotation, cellular component: histone deacetylase complex.